GCACCUCCCUUUCGUGAAUGGUGCCCAAAUCAACAAGAUCAACAAGAACACCAUCGCCGGCUUCCAUGCUUUCUCAGCUCUGCUCAGGGACCUCAACGAGCGCAGCGCGGGUGACCUGGCAACCCUGGAUCUUGAGGCAGAGCGCCAAGCAGAAGCGGAGGAGAAGCGGAAGGCUGAAGAGGCGGAGAUCGAACGUAUGACAAGGCUGACGAUGCUUGCCGCUAGCGCUCUCACAGAGCAGACAGAUCAG
This is a messenger RNA of Symbiodinium pilosum, 250 nucleotides long. The record is from the annotation of a GenBank genome assembly. NCBI's taxonomy places the organism in Eukaryota, Dinophyceae, Suessiales, Symbiodiniaceae.